Colletotrichum abscissum is the source of this 1437-nucleotide messenger RNA. RefSeq lists its product as uncharacterized. Gene Ontology annotation, molecular function: structural constituent of ribosome. Bases 1 to 1437 code for a protein of 478 amino acids. The record is from RefSeq and is a predicted model, not a curated record. Gene Ontology annotation, cellular component: mitochondrial small ribosomal subunit. The transcript is spliced from 2 exons. NCBI's taxonomy places the organism in Eukaryota, Fungi, Ascomycota, Sordariomycetes, Glomerellales, Glomerellaceae.
AUGGCUUCCGCAGCGAACUGCGCGCGGUGCCUCACCAGGCCCACGACCGCCGCCGCAACAGCCCCCCGAAUCCUCUCGCAGCGCAUCGUCCCCGUCAUCACCGCAUAUGCCGGCGCCUCCGCGGCCCCCUUCUCGACAUCGUCUGCCGACGCCGCUCCGCGCACUCUCAAGAUGAUUGGAAAGCACAUCCGUCGCGGCAAGAUCAACCAGAACUCCAAGAAGAAGAGGGACAACGUCAGGGUCAAGAAGCCGGCCCCCGGCGAGAGAAAGGCGUUCCGCAAGCGCAUCACGCUGAGCAACAACAACGCCCUGGCCGUCGAGGGUCUCAAGGAGAUCACCAACAAGACGCUGGCCGCGGCGGAGAGCAAGGGGUCCGUCGUCGGGCUGCCGGAUAAGCUGGUCGAUCAGCUCCGGACGCUCGAGGCGUUCAAGACGACGCAGAACUGGGGCCUGUUCCGGAGGCCGCAUAUGCUGGUCAGGGAGGAGACUGUCAAGCUCGCGAACCGGCUAGAUGCUGCCGUCAAGGAGAAGCAGACAUUGAGAUUGGCAUUGACGGGCGGCAAGAUUGCAGGAAAGAGCAUGCUGUUGCUGCAGGCCAUGGCUCACUCGCUGAUGAACAACUGGGUGGUCAUUAACAUCCCCGAAGGCCAAGACCUCACCAACUCCAACGCGGACUACAGCCCCGUGCCCAACACCAAGCCCCUCCAGUUCUACCAGCCCAUCUACACCUUCAACCUCCUCCAGACCAUCGUCAAGACCAGCGGCCCCGUCCUGGAGCAGUACAAGAUCUCAAAGGAGUACCCCGAGCUCCUCCACGUCCCCAAGGACGGCACCCUCCUCGACAUCGCCACCGCCGCAAAGGAACCCGAGUUCGCCUGGCCCGCCUUCCAGGCCCUCUGGCACGAGCUCACCACCAACCCCGCGGGCCCCCCCGUCCUCCUCGCCCUCGACGGCCUCUCCCACAUCAUGAAGAUCUCGGCCUACCGCGACCCGGCCUACAACCUCGUCCACGCCCACGACCUCACCCUCGUCCGCCUCUUCGCCGACGCCCUCGCGGGCAAGACCCCGCUCGCCAACGGCGGCGCCGUCAUCGCUGCCACCUCGCGCAGCAACGCGCCCCGCUCCCCGUCCAUGGAACUCGCACUCGCGCAGUCCGCCGCCGCCGCCGCGGACCAGUUCGUCCCCACGCCCGACCCGUACCUCAAGGGCUACGACGACCGCGUCUACGAGGCCGUCCGCGGCGUCGAGACCCUCGACGUCAGCGGCAUCAGCCGCCAGGAGGCCCGCGCCGUCAUGGAGUACUGGGCUGCCAGCGGUCUCAUGCGCUCGCGCAUCGACGAGUCGUCCGUCGCGGAGAAGUGGACUCUUGCUGGCGGCGGUGUCCUCGGCGAGUUGGAGCGGGCGAGCUUGCUCAACACGCGCGUGUUGCAGUACUAA